UUUGUCGAAAAAACAGUAAAUAAUAAAGAAUAAGAAAAAAAUACAAAAGCAACCAAAAAAGAAAGGAAAAAGAGACAAAAAUUCGAAAACAGUGUCAUGGGAUUAAGAUCAUUUGUGUACGCGCUUAAUGAAACAAAAACAUAUUAGCCAACAACGCAACGCGUAAAAAAAAAACAAUAAGUAAAAUGUCUACAGAGGAGUUGCCAGCUGAUUUGGAUAAACUAAAAAUAACAUCAAAACACACGCAUAUUAAAUUGCGUGACAGAAAUCCAUUUUACAGUCUAAAUAACAGUCCCAGCGGUGGGCCUGGCCAAAGUGCAGAUCCUUCUAGAAAUGCGAACACAAAGCAAAUAAUGUUCAGCAGGCGCAUACGAAGAAGAUCAGAAAGCAACAUUGAUGAUUUUCACAACAAGAAACUAGACCCCGAGGUCAGCGCGGACACCUUUGAAACACUAAAUCCUUUGCGCUGCUUGAACGGAGUGCACAAACAACAACUAAAGCGAAACAGUCUAACAGCAUCAAAGCGAAAUUUAUUACGCGAGCCAAUAUUACGAAUAUUAACUGACAAUGCACACACUAAAACUGCAUUUGUUGCUCGCACACGUCGUUCAGAUCCUUUGAAUAUUGAUGAAAAGAGUCGCACAAAUAUUCAUAAAGCUCGAAAUAAUCCAAAUUCUAGAUCCAGUAUAAAUGGUAUUUGCAGCUUUCGUGAUUUAAUAAGCGAAUGCAACAGUUUGCUAGAUGAGUCUAAAUCGAAUACCUGGCAAUCGUCCAAAAACUUCACCAUUUGGCAGAAGGAUACUCCAGAAGCUAUACGGGAAACUCUGUCUGCAAAUGAUGGAGAUGGUCCACCCGUUGAUUGGAAAGAGCGUGAUCGGGAACGGCCCGUCGUAACCUCCGGUGCCACACUAUCAUGCUCCCAGGAGGCAAGCAGCAUAGCGUCAAACCCAAGGAAUUGCGACGAUGUCACCAUUGUGGAGUUGGCUAGCUACUUCGAUACUAUGGUCCACAUUCCCAAGAAGAUGUCAUCUAUGGCUGAGAUGAUGUACAUUUAAGGCUAUGGCACAGCCUAAAUAAAGAAAAGCGAAUAUUUGUUUGUGUGUGCAUUCAUAUUCAUACGCAUAUACCAAUUAUUUCAAUGAGUGUCAUUAGAUAAAAUCU
Messenger RNA from Drosophila busckii, 1161 nucleotides. RefSeq lists its product as uncharacterized. Gene Ontology annotation, biological process: cellular response to hydrogen peroxide. Bases 186 to 1055 code for a protein of 289 amino acids. The transcript has a single exon. The record is from RefSeq and is a predicted model, not a curated record. Lineage: Eukaryota; Metazoa; Arthropoda; Insecta; Diptera; Drosophilidae.